Ilex paraguariensis (yerba mate) is the source of this 852-nucleotide messenger RNA. NCBI's taxonomy places the organism in Eukaryota, Viridiplantae, Streptophyta, Magnoliopsida, Aquifoliales, Aquifoliaceae. The record is from the annotation of a GenBank genome assembly.
AUGAGAGCUGUGGAGGCCUCCCUGUUAAAAGCCAGUCGUAUUUAUCCUGACUGCUUUCCCAUGGCCAAAAAGCUUUGGGCUAUGACUUACAAGGCUGAAGAACAGCCAGCACGUGUUGAUUUGACAUUGAAGAAGUUCAGCCUAGCUACAAUAUACGGACAGAUAGAGGGAAAGAUGUUCUGGGGAGUGUGUCAACUUCUUGGACAUUAUGCACGUCUGGACUGGGCUCUAUUGUAUAACUGUCCAAGGUCAUGUAUUUAUGCUUUUAUGGCCAGUCAGUUUCUAAUUCUAAGGACCCCCAAGAAAAGGGUUCCUUUUUUGCAAUUGUUAAGAAGUGCGUUGAUGAGUAAGUUGAAGUGGAGGCGCCUUAGGAGGCAAACUGACAUUUUGGAAUUUCAAGAGAAGGUGGCUCUCUUUUUCUCGGGUAUAUCUGAAUCAGAGAGAAUUGUCUUCCAUAUAGUGACUGAUUCUCUUAAUCUCCCAACAAUCUCAAUGUGGCUCUUAUUAAAUAAUCCUGACGAAGCCACAAUCCAGAUCCAGAGCAUAGACACUUUUGAAUGGUUGUCAGCCAAGUAUGAAGUGACACUGCAGAAGCAAACCUCCUCUGAUCCGAGAUACAUUUCUGCACUGAACCACCUUCGCUUCUAUCUGCCAGAUGUUUUUCCCCUGCUUAAUAAAAUUGUGCUCCUUGGCCAUGAAGUAAUUGUGCUAAGCGAUCUAUCCAUACUUUGGAGUUUUGACAUGAAGAGUAAAGUAAAUGCAGCAGUGGAGACCUGUCAGGAAGGUGAGCCUUCAUUCCGUAGGAUGGAUUUGUUUAUCAACUUCUCAGACCCAAUGGUGGCAGAGAUUUGA